Molecule: messenger RNA, 6085 nt
Organism: Solanum dulcamara
Lineage: Eukaryota; Viridiplantae; Streptophyta; Magnoliopsida; Solanales; Solanaceae
Product: cysteine-tryptophan domain-containing zinc finger protein 7-like
Exons: 11
Coding region: 442-5430 (1662 amino acids)
Molecular function (GO): zinc ion binding
Source: RefSeq, a predicted model, not a curated record
AAAGGAAAUAAAAUAUAAAAGAAAAAAAAACCUUUCUUUCUUUCUCUAUACCCUUUGGUAUCAACAACAGAAGAACUUCACAUUGAGAAUCAAUUCGAUCGCUCGUUCGCUGGGUUUGUCAACACAUUUGAUUCUUCUAAUAUCCAUCUUUGGCUUUUUAAAAAUUAAUUUUAAACUGUUUUUCUGGGCCAAUUUUUGAUAAACAACUAGGAAUAUACCUAGAUGAUCAAGAAGUUCAAUGGUAGUUAUUGAUUUUGAAGGUUGGAUAGGUAACUCUGCAAUUACUUUCUGGGUUUUUCUGGGUUCUGUGAGUAAUUUAAUGGGUCGAAGUUGGAUUUUUGAAUUGUGAGUGAUAUGUUGGAUUUUAGGAUAUGUGGUAAAAGGGGGCUAGGGUUAGGGUUUUGUGUUAAAAGGUUGGGAAUUUGGGGUUAGGUUCUAUUUAUGAGUUGGGGAAAUAGUAGGGUUCAGAUGAUGGAAGAACAUGACCUUGAGGAAGGGGAAGCAUGUUAUUAUUACAACAAGGAUGAUGAUGAUACAAGCAUUGACCCUGACAUAGCACUCUCUUACAUUGAUGAGAAGCUUCAAAGUGUCUUGGGUCAUUUUCAGAAAGAUUUUGAAGGAGGUGUUUCUGCUGAGAAUUUGGGGGCAAAAUUUGGUGGUUAUGGUUCGUUUUUACCAACUUAUCAACGCUCCCCUUCAAUUCUACCUCAGCCAAGAACUCCACAGAUAUCUCAAAAUCAAGGCACAUCAAGAUCCCCCAGCCAUUUGGCCUCUGAGGGACCUCCUCAGAACUCAACGUCUGUGUCUGAUCCUCCUUCAACUCAGAAGAAUGGUACAGCUGCUUCUCGCGGUGGUCAUACUUUGCAUGAUUCAAGGGUCCCUCGUGGGGAUGAUUCCACAAGACAAGAUUCAUGCUUGUCUGCUCAAGAAUCUCAUAAGUUCCCUGCAAAACAUGAAGUUUUUAUGAUUAAGUCACUUAAUCCAACUGAUCAUAGACCACUCAAACUUCGGAUUAGAGUAGGUUCUGAUAAGACAGCUCAGAAGAGUACUGCUUUACACACUAGUCUUGGGCUUAUCUCUCCCUCUUCAUCAAUGGAAAAUAGUCCUUCUGAGAGUGGUGAGAUGUUGUCCAAGUUUCAAGAAAUUCCCAGUGAUUCUCCAGCCAGCAUCCUUCAAACUAUGACUUCUUUCCCAGUUCCUGGAAGUGCGCUGCUUUCACCUCUCCAUGAGAAGUUAUUGACUUUGUCAAGAAAUGAAAAACUUUUCUCAGAGAAUGAGCAUGUGGCUGCUGUAAAGGAUACUAACCCUCAAUCUGUCAUGUCUGCCAAUAGUUCAACUUCCAAGCUGGAAGAUGUCUUGAUCAGGAAGAAAAGUAAAUCAGUUGGUAGAAGUGAAUAUGUCGAGGAGCUGAAUUCAGAGGUCAGAAAUGACACGAUGCCCUUGUUUCAGAAAAAAAGGGGAAUUGAGAGCUUGAAAAACAGGCAUUGCUUCUCAAAUGAUCUUAAUCAGAAAGUCGUGCCUGAUUUAGUUUGCGAUACUCGUGAAUUAGUGAAAGGUUCUGGUGGUGCACCUGAAGCUAUAAAAGACUCAGAGAAGGAAGUUCCUAUGAAGAAAAGGGAGAUCAAUAGACUUAAAGAUCAAUUGUUUGGUAGUGAUUUGGAUAAGGAUGACUCGUUGGAAUCUUUAUCUGACCUAAGUGGUGACAAAUAUGAUCGCCAGGAAGUAAGAAGUAGAUCAGUGGAACUCCAGUUAGAAAGCUUUCAGAAAAAUGCUUCUUUUGAUAGCAAGGAAGGUGGCAGGAGCAAAUGCAGCAGAUCAGUUCCUUCAUUUAGAGUGGAUUCUGAUAUAUCUGAGAGUGAGAGGGAUUCCAGUGGGGCUGUCUCUCUGAGAAAGAAAGCUGUUAUGAAAGCUGCAAGCCAUAAACUUGACCAACCACGGAUACCUCACACAGAGAAGCAAUUAUCUGAAGGCAAAAAGAAAUUAACAGAACAUCAACCAGGUUUGAAGCCAGCUGCAGAUGUGGCAGAGGUAAGAGGUGUUUCUACUACCCUCAAGAACAAGAAGAGUUCUAUGAAGGAUGUACGGGUGGCUCAUGUAUUUGAUGCACAGUUGGAAAAACCCACAAAUCGGAUGGCUAGACCUCCCGGUGAUAAGUUGAAGAAAUCUAAACUGGAGGCACUCAAAGGACAACAUUCAUCUUCUUCUAAAUCAAAACAGGUCCCAAGCAAAAAAGCUGAUAGUCAUGUGGCAUGUGCGACCCCUAUGAAGGAUCCUUCCGCCAUGGGCAUACAGGGUGCGAAGGAGCUGACGUCUGGACCUGAGCCACCAGUUGCUCCUGUCGUUAUCGAAGAAGAUUGGGUUGCCUGUGAUAAAUGUGAGAAGUGGCGUCUUCUUCCAUAUGGUACAAAACCCGAGCAACUGCCUGAGAGGUGGAUGUGCAGUAUGUUAUACUGGCUGCCUGGAAUGAACCGUUGCGACAUUAGUGAGGAGGAGACGACAAGAGCUCUGCAUGCCUUGUACCAAAUGCCCCUUCCUGAUAACCUAAAUACCCUUCAAAAUCAUGCUGGUAGAAGUGUGUCUGGAGUAAUUUCAGCUGAUAUGCAUGGGCUCGGUGGUAACAGUCAGAAUGUGGGUUUUGAUUACAUGGCUAAUGGAGGAAAGAAGAAACCUAAAUUAAGAGAAACACCAAACACAAGCAGCAAUCAUGGUCCAAUGUUGACCACAAACUCAAACUUGCAGCAAGAGCUGGUCAAAAGCAGAAGUUUGAAGAAUGUGAACCAGCCUGUUGCUGAAUCAAAUUCAAUUAGCAAAUCCAAUGGACAAAUCCUAGUUAAGUCGUCUGAUGUCCUUGGCAAACAUCUGAACAAACAGAAGGAGCGUAUGGCUAAUGGUGAUGAAAAUCCAAAGAAGAAAUCCAAAAGGGAGUCCGAUCAAUAUGAUCACAGGGAUCUGAAAAACUUAAAAUUCAAAAGUGACCAAGCUUUUGUGGCAACUAGGGAAAUUGUGACGGGUACCCAGGACUACCAGGAAUGUGGUAAUUUGAAGGAGACAAAGCCUGGGCUGACAGAAAGGUUACGAAUAUUGGAAAAGAAGCAUGGCAACCGAGUCCAGGAUUCAAGGGAUAGUGACUCGAGUGACGUAAAAACUAAAAUUGGAAGAGAAAUUUCUGUAAAGAAAAGAAAAUUGAGGGAUCAAGACUACUUAAUGAAUUCACAAAGUAAUGGUAAUCUCUUAGGUGACAGUGAUGGCAAUGCAAUUGUGGGCGAGGUUAGAGGUGAGAGUGGUUUCAGAAAACAGACGAAACCCAAGGUGUUUCAUUCUGAAAACAAGGAGCCCAGUACAAGCAAGGGUGAAGAGAAAUCAUCAAGAGCAAGAGGUGCAACAAGAAUUGUUCUACCAGGGACCAGGGAUUUUCCUAUAGAUAGAAGUGUAGAGAGAGAACAUCAGACAAAGAAGUAUCGAGUGAAGGUUCAGUCCAGGUUGACGAUGGAAGAUAUUGAUUCCUUGAAAAAGGACUUGGGAUCUGAACAGUUAUCAAUGGCUGCCACUUCAAGCUCGUCAAAAGUUUCUGAUUCCCGGAAACAUAGAGCGAAUCACCAAGUGAAAGGCUCUCCUGUAGGGUCAGUUUCCUCAUCUCCCAUGAGGAUGUUUGUUACGAGCAAGGCUUCACCUGCAAGAAUGGAGAGUUCAGGGAAAGAUGAUGCUAAAUUGGAUGACGUUGAAAGUCCAAGGAAAUAUUUGGAUAGGGAUGGCGAUUUUGAGAGUGAUAAAUCUAGGAUCUUGAUGAAGGGGAAAAGACCAGGUGUUCCUCAUCCGGAGGUUUAUGAAAAUUCUGUGCUAGAUUUUUGGGGAAGGGAAAAAAUUGAAUCAUGUGUUAUACAUUCUUCUGAGUUCGGAAAUAGCCAUACGGGUAAUAAUAAUGUUGAUGUUCUGGAGCAAUGUAGCCCCUACAUGACUGAAAAGCAUGCUGCAUAUUGCUCUGAUGGCAAGGGUAGAAUGAGCAAGAAACAUGUUUCUGUGCGUAACGAACAUAAAUCUGCCAAAGAUCCUCCUUUGCAAUUUAAGGAGAAAGACUGGAAUGCUGGUUUUAAUAUUCCAAGGGUAGAAGAGGACAUACCUGAUCAGCUGGGCAGCAAGGAGGUCCUGAAUUCAAAGAUUGACCAAAAUAAUCUUGACUCUGGUACUAAAUCUUUCAAAAACAAUCAGAAAGUAAGCAAGAAAGAUCCCACACAUUGUAGUGACAACAGGAGAGAGCACCGAUUGAAGCAUGAUGGUGUUGGGUCAACUACAAAGUUGAAUAGUGUAUGCGACUUGGAAGGAAAAGUUCUUACAAAACAGAAACCUCAUCAGGAAAUUGAUGCUCGAAUUGCAACGAAUGGUAGAUCAACUCAGACAGAAUCCAGGGACCUAAGGUCACAAGUUGGUGCACAUGCUGAAGAUAAAUUAGGCACAUCAGUUAUUAAGAGCAAACCUGCUUCAGGUUCACAGAAAGGAAGUUUUAAAGAUGUAGGAAUGGCUAAUACUUCUGUAAGUGCCAGAGUCUCAACUAUGCUAAAAGAUCCUGGCAUUGGUGUGUGUCAAAAUGCGAGUCACAACAGCAUGGGCCGUUUGGAGCCUGAUCAUUGUGCGGUGCAGGAACCCAAUGCUUCAACCCCCUUAAAAAGAGAGUCCUCCAGUCAGACUGCUUCUAUUGUCUUGACGAAAGCUGAAGAACUUAGAGGUGUUGCUGAUCGUCUUAAGAACUCUGGAUUUCAUGCUGAAUACAAUCAUGGUUAUUUCCAAGCGGCAUUAGAGUAUCUUCAGGGUGCUUCACUUUUAGAAAGCUCAAAUGGGGAAAGUAGCAAAUCCGGGGAGAUUAAUCAAAUACAAAUCUAUAGUAUCGCAGCCAAACUUUGCGAAACUUGUGCACUGGAGUACGAGAAGCAUGAUGAAACUGCCACUGCUGCUUUGGCCUAUAAGUGUAUGGAGGUUGCAUACAUGAGGGUGGUAUACUGCAAAAGUAUGAGUUCAAGUAGAAUUUGGCAUGAUCUACCAGCAAAUUUGCAAGUUCCCCCUCCAGGUGAAUCUCCUUCAUCUUCCGCAUCUGAUGUUGAUAACACAAACAAUCAAACAGUGGCAGAGAAGACUGCUUUAUCAAGAUGCAGUGGUUCUCAUACUGGAAAUCAUGUUAUUGCUCCUCGAAACCGUCCUAGUCUUGUUCGUCUGCUUGACUUUACAAAGGAUGUAAAUUCUGCAAUGGAGGCAUCUAGAAAAGCACAAAAUGCUUUUGCAUCUGCUACAAACGUUGAAGAGGCAGACAAUAAAGACGCUUUCUUUUCCGUUAAGCGGGUUAUUGACUUCAGUUUCCAGGAUGUAGAGGAGCUAAUACGUUUGGUGAAUCAAGCUAUCCAGGCAAUUAACCAUAAUGGUUUUGGUGGCAGUAGAGGUUAAAUCAACCAUGUAAUUAAUGUGGUUCUCCAUUUACAAGCAGGCCCUUGGAUAUGGGAAGGAAGUGAGGACCUGCGUUGCAAUUUGGUGAAGAGGCAUGCUGUUAAGUGUGUUAUAUUCCUGUACAUGUGUACAAAGUGGGAUUGAUUUGCUAUUUCAUGAAAUUUUGAGAAUUCAACUUUUUGGUAUAUGAUAAGGGCACAGAUGCUCAACCUUAAAAUUUACAGGUUGGCGACGAGGUGUAUAAAGUUUCUACUCUUCAAGGAUAAGAUUUGGAGUUCACUUGAGAUCCAAUUUUGAAUAUUAGGUUCUUUCGGUUGGGAAUAGAGAAAAAUAGGAGUACGGAUAUUGAGAGCAUUAGGUGACAUAUCUAAGUAGACAUGAGUUCCAAUGUAGUCCCAAUUUUUCAUCUUUUACUAGAGGACUUGGAUCCUUGGGUUGCCAUAUAUAGCUUCAUUUUUCCUAAUGGAACAUAAGGCACAAUUUUGGUGGAGGAAUUUAGUGGAAUUACUAUGUUAUCCGCCAUUAUUUCUUCUUACUCUUUUUUCUUAAUUUUUUUUUAAUCUGGUGAAAAUAUACGAAAAAACUCACUGAAUUUGGCUCACAAAUUUGUUUUAUGUACUUGGCAUAUUGCUAAAGAAUCUGCCAAAAAAAGAGG